Pistacia vera is the source of this 2994-nucleotide messenger RNA. RefSeq names its product endoribonuclease Dicer homolog 2-like. Lineage: Eukaryota; Viridiplantae; Streptophyta; Magnoliopsida; Sapindales; Anacardiaceae. The annotation marks the transcript as partial. Gene Ontology annotation, cellular component: nucleus; cytoplasm. The record is from RefSeq and is a predicted model, not a curated record. Gene Ontology annotation, molecular function: RNA binding; ATP binding; protein binding. The transcript is spliced from 19 exons. Gene Ontology annotation, biological process: siRNA processing.
UUUUUUUUUUUUCAAAAUUUUUUUUUACUGUUUUUGAGCUCUCUCAUCCUCAUCUCAUUGCCCUUCAUUGUGUCUGAACUUGCUGCCAUGGAACCAGCUAUUAGUACGGACAUGAUCACAACUCAACAAGUUUCUGCUGAUCCUCUCCCAUUUGCCAGAUGUUAUCAGCUGGAAGCAUUGGAGAAGGCACUUAAGCAGAACACGAUAGUCUUUUUGGAGACCGGUUCCGGCAAGACUUUAAUUGCCAUCAUGCUUCUGCGAAGCUAUGCUUAUUUUCUGCGGAAGCCUUCACCUUAUAUUGCUGUCUUCUUAGUUCCCCAAGUUGUUCUGGUGUCGCAGCAAGCUGAGGCAAUAAAAAUGCAUAUAGAUCUGAAUGUGGGCAUGUAUUGGGGAGAGAUGGGAGUUGAUUAUUGGGAUGCUGCUACAUGGAAGGAAGAGAUAGGCAAACAUGAGGUGCUUGUGAUGACACCUCAAAUUUUGCUUAAUGGCUUGAGGCACAGCUUUUUGAAACUCAACAUGAUUAAAGUUUUAAUACUUGAUGAAUGUCACCAUACCAGGGGUAAAUACCCAUAUGCUUGCAUCAUGACGGAGUUCUAUCACCCCCAGCUAGAAUCAGGUGAAUCUGAUCUUCCUAGGAUUUUUGGGAUGACUGCAUCUCCUAUAAAGUCUAAAGGAGCUAACUCGGAUCACGGCUAUUGGCAGCAUAUUAAUGAACUUGAGACUCUUAUGAAUUCAAAGGUUUAUACAUGCGUCAGUGAAUCAGUACUUGCUCAGUAUAUACCAUUUUCAACUCCGAAGUUCAAGUUUUACGAGUACAUUGAAAUUCCAUAUGCUUUAUAUGCUUGCUUAGAAGAUGGUUUGAAUUCCUUAGUAGCAAAGCAUGAAAUUUCUCUGAAUAGUUUGGAUCUUAUUGACACACAAGCAGAGUCUAUAAGGAAGAAAGUAUCAAAGAUACAUUCGACUUUGUUGUUUUGUGUAAAUGAGCUUGGUGUUUGGUUGGCUUCAAAGGCUGCAGAGAGCUUAUCAUGCUAUGAAAGUGACUUUUUUGCCUGGGGUCAUUUGGAUGUGCUCGGUGAGUCAAUUGUUAAAAGAUUCAGUUUGGAUGCCUGUCAAGUAUUUGCCCCUUUCAUACCAUCAGGGCCAGAGUGGUCCAUUGGUGAUAAUGAUAGAGUCAACGUGGAUACUGGACUUCUAACAGGAAAAGUUGUUUGCCUCAUUGAAUCUCUCCUUGGGUACAGGAAUUUGCAGGACAUAAGAUGUAUAAUUUUUGUGGAAAGGGUCAUUACAGCUAUCGUGCUGGAACCUCUACUAAGAGAGUUGCUUCCAAGAUACUGCAGCUGGAAGACGAAAUAUAUUGCAGGAAAUAAUUCUGGGUUGCAAUGCCAGUCCAGGAAAAAACAAAAUGAAAUUGUGGAAGAAUUUCGUCAAGGAAUGGUGAACAUCAUUAUUGCAACAUCAAUACUUGAAGAAGGGUUAGAUGUUCAAAGCUGCAAUUUGGUUAUAAGAUUUGAUCCUUCAGCUACUGUUUGCAGUUUCAUACAGUCUCGAGGUCGUGCUAGAAUGCAAGAUUCGGAUUAUUUAUUAAUGGUGAAGAGUGGGGAUCGUACUACUCGUUCCCGGCUGGAGAAUUAUCUUGCUAGUGGAGAUAUAAUGAGAAAACAGUCCCUGUGUAAUGCUUCCCUUCCUUGCUCUCCUCUUAGAAAUGGUAUGCAUGCUGAGGAGUAUUAUCGUGUUGAAACCACCGGCGCAAUUGUGACGCUCAGUUCAAGUGUUGGUUUGAUAUACUUCUAUUGCUCGCGGCUCCCUUCUGAUGGAUAUUUUAAACCUUCUCCAAGGUGUGAUAUAGAGAAGGAGAGGGAGGUUUGCACACUGUUCCUUCCCAAGAGCUGCCCAAUACAGUCUGUUCAGGUACAGGGAAACAUUAAGACGCUAAAGCAAACUGCAUGUCUUGAAGCGUGCAAGCAACUCCAUAAAAUUGGUGCUUUAACAGAUAAUCUUGUUCCUGAUAUUGUUGUGGAAGAAGCUGAUGCACAGAAAUCUGGGAAAGAUUCAUAUAAUGAUGAGCAACCCACUUACUUCCCACCUGAACUUGUCAAUGAGCAUGCUCACGAAACCAAGACAGUGUACCACUGCUACUUAAUUGAGUUGAAGCAGAACUUCAAUUAUAAUGUUCCGGUUCAUGAUAUUGUGCUUGCCUUGAGGACUGAGCUGGAUUCUGAUAUUGUGAAUGUGAAUUUUGAUAUGGAAGUUGAUAGGGGUACAUUGACAGUUAGCUUGAAGUAUGUCGGAGUUAUUGAGCUUACCACGGAACAGGUCCUUUUUUGUAGGAGGUUUCAGAUCACUAUUUUCAGAGUACUUAUGGAUCAUAAUGUAAAUUUUUUGGAUGGAUUUCAACUAGGGAAGAAUCCUGAGAUGGAUUAUUUUCUGCUUCCAUCCACUAACUCACAUCAGCAGUUGAUUGAUUGGACCUCUGUAACUUCUGUUUUAUUUCCUUGUAACUAUGGCCCGAAGGAUCACACAAACUGUCCUUUGGAGGGAAAUGCUCAUUUUGUGGAGACCAAAAGCGGCCGAUUUUGCACUUGUAGGAUUCAAAAUUCUUUGGUCUACACCCCGCACAAUGGUCACGUCUAUUGUAUUACGGGUAUUUUAUAUCAUUUGAAUACAAAUUCACUUCUAACAAUGAAAGAUGGAGCUGUUAUCACGUACAAGGAGUACUAUAAAACAAAGCAUGGUGUCUAUUUAUGUUUUGACGAAGCAAUAUUGCUGAAAGGGAGACACCUUUUUACUGUGAAGAAUUACCUUAAUGAAAGCAGACACCACAAGGAGAGAGAUCCGAGGAAUACAUCUGUUGAAUUGCCUCCUGAACUUUGUCAAGUAAUCAUGUCUCCUAUAUCUUGCAGUACAUUUUAUUCUUACGCUUUUGUUCCGUCUAUUAUGCAUCGUCUUCAGUCUUUGCUCCUCGCCAUCAACUUGAAGAACAUGCUUUUGGAUGAU